AUGGGUGACCGAAAGAAAAUCUACUAUACCUUCAAGGGCGUCGAGGAGUGGGAGCAGAAUAACAAAAAAGUGGACGAGAUUGUGAAAGCGGACACCGAUGCCGAACACUGGGCUUGCAACAAAGCACUUCCUCCCACUUGUUAUCCCCCGGCCAUGAGCAUCGAGGCCAUCGACAAGCUGAAGCAGCUCGACGGCGUCGUGGUGGGUGAGAUUGACGAAUGA
Molecule: messenger RNA, 222 nt
Organism: Hirsutella rhossiliensis
Lineage: Eukaryota; Fungi; Ascomycota; Sordariomycetes; Hypocreales; Ophiocordycipitaceae
Exons: 4
Coding region: 1-222 (73 amino acids)
Source: RefSeq, a predicted model, not a curated record